AUGGCGUCGAAGGAACAUAUAGAAUCCCCCGUAAAAGUUAGUGAAAAUCGCGAUUUGUCGGAAGAUAACUGUAGCUCAAGCAGCGAAGCCGACGCCGGUGAAGGCAUUAAACGUCGUAGAGUGACUCAUGAUUAUAAGAAACUUUCGAAACUGGGAUACGAUCCAAGUGUGUCAACUGAUUCCAAACACGCAUCCAGCGAUUCUAGAGGCAUAAAGCGCAAACUUAGUGAUGACUCCAAAGAAAUGUGUGUUUGGGGUGAGAACUCUAAGCCAGCCAAACUGAGCAAAAUAUGGCCGGUAUUUGACUCUGGAGGAUACGGAGAUGCGGCUGUACUGACACUUCAUGUGUUGCAGAAGUCACCAAAUAUUGUAAAUCCACUGUUGUUCCAUCAAGAAAGAGAUUUCAGCUUAUUGCAGAUUAAUUCUGAACCAAUUAGAGAGGAUUUUUUCGGUAGUAUUAAUGCCUCAUGGAAGCAGGCCAGACUUUCUAAUUCUGUACCAUGUGAUGAUGUCACCAAGCGCAUUUUCUCUUCAGUGUCUCGCCAGCUGAAGUUAAUAAAUGGUCACAUCCAAAAGACUAUGCCCAGGUAUAAGUAUCCUAGGGUUACAAGAUCAAAUGUUCUUCUAGAACACUCGAACUCAAGACGGCCGGCUACUCACUUUAGCUUGGCUCUUAAAGCCAUCAAGUUUCAAACAACACCAAGAAGAGAGCUGCCAUGUUAUGGCAAUUUAGAGCUCCCACUGAAAAUUAAGCAAGAGAGGCCAUCAUCACCUCAAGUAUUUCCCGCCAUUUGUACAGGUGUUAAAAAUGAACCUUCUAAAGUGAAAACAGAAGUGAAAGUGAAAGUGGAACAUGAUAGGGUAAAGUUGGAGCGGGAGAAGGAGCGAGAAAAGGAGAAGGAAAAGGAGAAAGACCGGGAGAGAGAUAGGUCGCACUCCUCGCGGCACUCCUCGUGCCAGCAGUGCAGGAGGAGGGCGCGCGUGAAGCGCUGCUCCAUCGGGGUGCAGUGCCGCCGCGAGAGGGCCGCCCCCGCAUGGGGUCCGAGGGGCCCCUGCCUCGACGUCAAGGGCAUGAAGUACCACAGGCUGAUGCGCGUCGAGACUCAUCCGAACGGCGGCGCCAGCGUCGUCUAUCUUUAUCAACACGACGUUGAGAUGCUCAGCGAGCAUCAGCAAGAGUCCCUCGCCAAGGAGUUUCUGAAUCUGGUGUUCUCCGAGGACAGCGGCGGCUGGGCGCGGUUCGUGUGCGGCGUGGUGCGCGGCGCGGCGGGCCGGCUGCCCUGCCUGCUGCGCUACCUCGCCGAGCGGCAUCCGGCGCUGGUGGUCAAGGCGGGCGUGCUGGCGCGCGCCUCCGACAUCGAGACCACCACCGUCAGCCGCUACCACCAGCAGGUGCAACAAUCGUACGCGGCCGGGACCUUCCGCUGCGGGCCCCUGCACCAGAUCUCGCUGGUGGGCACCGUCCACGAGGAGGUCGGCGGCUACUUCCCCGACAUGCUAUCGAUGUUGGCAGAGUGCCCAUUCCUGAAACUGACAAUGCCCUGGGGUCCAAUGUCGGCGGUGGACAUGGAGCCUCAGGAGUCCAACGAUGGGCCCAUCCUAUGGAUCAGGCCUGGUGAGCAGUUGGUGCCCACCGCGGAGCUUGGCAAGAGUCCCAUAAAGAAGAGACGGACUGGCAUCAACGAGCUGCGCAACCUGCAGUACCUGCCGCGCUGGAGCGAGGCGCGCGAGUUCCUGUUCGAGGACCGGACGCGCGCGCACGCGGACCACGUGGGCCACGGCCUCGACCGCAUCACCACCGCGGCAGUCGGCGUCCUGAAGGCAAUCCAUUGCGGCGACGAGGGCGAUCGUGGUCGCAUCACCAAGGACGUGGUGGCCUUCCACGCGGCGGACUUCAACAAACUGGUACAGCUGCUGCAGCUCGACCUCUACGAGCCGCCGAUAUCUCAGUGCGUCACCUGGCUCGAGGAGGCGAAACUGAACCAGCUCCGGCGAGAGGGGGUCCGCUACUCGCGGCUGCCACUCUGCUCGGACGACGUGUACUUCCUGCCGAGGAACAUCAUCCACCAAUUCCGCACCGUCUCCGCGGUCACCUCCGUCGCGUGGCAUCUCCGUUUGAAGCAGUACUACCCCACUUCGGAGGCUUCGUCGCCGGCUGACGAGAGGCCCGCCGCCGAUCCGCCGCCUCACCACCCUGAAACUGAAAGGAAAAAGUCGUCCGCGACGAAACACAAAAGCGGCGUCAUAGAGAUGAGGGCGCUCAGUGCAAAGUAUAAAGAGAAACCGGCCCUGAAACUAUCAGAAAGCAGAAAGAGUACAGAGGUCCAAACGAAGAGCGACAAGCAUUCAGACGAGAGGAAAGAAAGGAAGAGUGAUUCCAGGCACGACAGGUCGGACAAGGCGGAACAGAAAACCGAAAAACCGAACUCGCACAGACAUCGAGACAGCGAUAAACAUCGCCCCGACAAAUCGGAAGAGAAAUCCAUCGACAAGACUGAAGCUAAACCAGAAAAGAGUGAGGCGAGGGUUCCGGAUAAGUCCGAAAGUAGAACUAGCGCGAAAACUGAAAGCAGGCCUGACAAAUUGGAGACCAGUACGUCGGAUAAGGGUGACAGGCAAACGGAAAGAAGUGAUGGGAGAAUGCCUGACGUGGACGGUGGAACAGAGAAGACCGAAAACCGGAUUAACGAUAGAGUAGACGGUAAGCCUGUGGAUAGGUCAGAGAACAAAUCAACGGAAAAGUUGGAGGUGUUGUCUGAAAAGUCUGAUGGCAGGUUAUUGGAUAAAAUUGAUAGUAAGUCGGAGAGAACUGAAGUGAAAGUAGAAAAAUCUGAGUUUAGACCCGUCGAAAAGUCUGAUAAAUCAACUGAGAAAACCGACAGUAGGUCAACGGAUAAAGGCAAUGGCAACAAGUCAGAAAGCAAAUCUUUCGAUAAAUCAGAGAGCAAGCUGUCCGAUAAAUCGGAAAACAGAUCGUCAGAUAAAAGUGACAGCAGAUCGUCCGACAAAUCGGACAUUAAAUCCAGCGAAAAGUCUGACAGUAAAUCCUCUAACAAGUUGGACAGCAAGCCGUCUGAUAAAUCGGAGAAGUCGUCGGAGAAAGCUGAAAGCAAAUCGUCCGACAAGGCAGACAGCAAGCCGGUCAAGUCCGAAGCGAGGUCGUCCGACAAAUCGGAGAGCCGCUCUUCGGACAAGAACGACCAUCACCGGAAGCAUUCCUCGUCGAGAUCGCACCGGGAGAAAUCGCACAGAGACCACAAGGAGCGCUCCCGGGACCACAGAGACCACAGGAGGGAGCGCAAGUGCUCCGACAGGCAUAGAGACAGGGACAGUGGGAAGGAGUCGAAAGGAGUCGAGGCGAAGUUGCUCAGUGCGAAGUUGCAGGAGAUUGUGCACCGGCCCCCCGAU
Molecule: messenger RNA, 3408 nt
Organism: Iphiclides podalirius (scarce swallowtail)
Lineage: Eukaryota; Metazoa; Arthropoda; Insecta; Lepidoptera; Papilionidae
Source: the annotation of a GenBank genome assembly